UCUGUCUGUCCGUCCAUGGAUUUCGCGCCGAGGGCAAGAUUUUGCAGAACUUGUUCGGGGGAAUUCCGAAACGUACAGCUGACGUUAAUAGCCGUGUGUGCUAACAAAACACGAGUGGCUUCAACGACGUACUUUCACUUGAGGUCUGGCGGCACGAUCGGUUUCUGUUGAUGAUUGAUCUGGGAAAUCAGCGCCUCUCCUGGGCCAGUAGGCAUGGAGGAAGACAUGAAUGCAGAAGCGAGCCAGAGCCUUCCCCUGAGCCAGAACACCUUCCGUGUGUUGUGGGACAACAUCGUCAACAAUCCCGACUCAAUGCCCACUUCGGACUGGGGGACGGACGAGCAGAUUGAUGCUCUACUGUUCAGCGAUCAGCCACUCCCGCCGAUCAAUGAACAAUUUUUUGAAUUGGGACCAGCGGUUGCACCUCAAGAUUAUGCUACACCCCAAGCCCCAACGGUCGCUGUAACAACCGAUUAUCCGGGCGAGUAUGGAUUUGGGCUGACGUUCCAAAAAAGUGGAUGUGCCAAGUCCGUGACCUCCACAUUUUCAGAGCAGCUGAAUAAGCUGUAUUGCCAGCUGGCCAAAACCACUCCCAUCGAAUUGAUUGUGAGCAAGGAGCCACCGCUGGGUGCUCUGGUCCGGGCCACGGCAGUGUAUAAGAAAACGGAGCACGUGGCAGAGGUGGUCCGCCGCUGCCCCCACCACCAAAAUGAGGACGCUGCAGAAAACAGCAGCCACUUGAUUCGGCUCGAGGGCAGCCAACUGGCUCUGUAUUAUGAAGACCCCAACACGAAGAGGCAUAGUGUGACUGUGCCGUAUGAACCGCCUCAGCUUGGCUCUCGCCAUACGACCAUUUUGCUGUCGUAUAUGUGCAACAGCUCAUGCAUGGGGGGCAUGAAUCGCCGGCCUAUCCUCACCAUCCUUACGCUGGAAACCACUGAUGGCAGCGUGCUGGGGAGAAGGUGUUUUGAGGCACGAAUCUGUGCGUGCCCUGGACGGGACAGAAAGACGGAGGAGGAAAACGGCACCAAGCAGAAAAGUGGAAAGCAGCUCAAAAAAAGAAAAAGUCCAACUCUUCUUGAAAGCACAGAGUGCAACAAGAAGACCAAGUCUGCCUCCAGCGCCGAGGAUGAUGAGGUCUUCACCUUGCGUGUUCGAGGGAGGCAAAACUUCGAGAUGCUCAAGAAAAUCAAUGAUGCUCUGGAACUGCAGGACAAACUCGGCAAAAACAAGUCUGCAGUCAAGACCGACAUCCCAAUGCCUUCUAGUGGAAAGCGUGUCAUGAAACUUGAGGAUAGAAGUGACAGCGAGUGACUUGUCAUUCUUUUUCCUUUUAUCCAUUUUUUUUGUUAUUUUGUUAUUUUUAAUCCCUUGCAAUAUUUGUAUCUGAUAAGAGUUAUAUCUUUUGUACCUUUUGCUCAUUUUUUAAAACUUUUUCCAUGUUUUUUUUCCAUACUUGCAAUGUACUCGAGCCAAAAUAAAACUGAAUCAUGAAAAUG
Molecule: messenger RNA, 1499 nt
Organism: Synchiropus splendidus (mandarinfish)
Lineage: Eukaryota; Metazoa; Chordata; Actinopteri; Syngnathiformes; Callionymidae
Product: cellular tumor antigen p53-like
Exons: 10
Coding region: 214-1314 (366 amino acids)
Biological process (GO): regulation of transcription by RNA polymerase II; apoptotic process; protein tetramerization
Cellular component (GO): nucleus
Molecular function (GO): RNA polymerase II cis-regulatory region sequence-specific DNA binding; DNA-binding transcription factor activity, RNA polymerase II-specific; protein binding
Source: RefSeq, a predicted model, not a curated record